ACCUACUUAAUAAAUAAAAGCACGGCGCGUAUUCUUAAAUAUUCUUUUAAGCCGCUAUUUCGCGCUAUAAUAUUAAUAAACUCGUUAUUCUACUUUAAUAAAGUCGAUAUCUUAAUAAAUCGAAAUAGUCUUAAGAAGCUUCUUAACUUCUACUAA
This is a messenger RNA of Colletotrichum lupini, 156 nucleotides long. RefSeq lists its product as uncharacterized. The record is from RefSeq and is a predicted model, not a curated record. Lineage: Eukaryota; Fungi; Ascomycota; Sordariomycetes; Glomerellales; Glomerellaceae. The annotation marks the transcript as partial. The transcript has a single exon.